Pisolithus orientalis is the source of this 1343-nucleotide messenger RNA. RefSeq lists its product as uncharacterized. NCBI's taxonomy places the organism in Eukaryota, Fungi, Basidiomycota, Agaricomycetes, Boletales, Pisolithaceae. Gene Ontology annotation, molecular function: D-serine ammonia-lyase activity. The record is from RefSeq and is a predicted model, not a curated record. The coding region runs from base 120 to 1304 and encodes 394 amino acids. The transcript is spliced from 7 exons. Gene Ontology annotation, biological process: D-serine catabolic process.
GGGGGUUCUGUAUGAAUAUGACAUGCAACUUCUGCCAGAAUUUCAUGUGGAAACGAAAGAUAAGAUACCAUUGCAACUCCCACUGAGUGGGUUACCACUUUCCUACCUCUUAUAGUAGUAUGCUUGCAAUGACGCCACUCCUACAGACGAAUACUCCCUGGGGUUUCCUCCCGGUUGACAAGGAUCGCACUGCGUUUAAGGAGAACUGUGCCAAAAUGCACCAAAAUGCUAAGGACUGGGGUGCUAGCUUCAGAGCUCACUUGAAGACGCACAAGACCAUCGAAGGUACAAGAUUGCAACUCGAUUUCAGUGUCGCUAAGAGCAGCGCAGUGAUCGUCUCGACGAUGAUGGAGGCAUGGGGAGUCGUCCAUGGUGGCCUGGUUGAAGAUGGCACCGUCAAGGAUAUAUUGUAUGGCCUUCCGGUGGGACCAAACAAACUUGACGAUCUGUCUGUACUGCACGAAGAAAUGGUCAAGUACGGUGGGACCGUCCGAAUCAUGGUGGAUAACCUGGAACAGGUUAAGUUUCUGGAAGAGUACGAAAGACAACGCCAACAACCAAAGAAGUGGUCUACGUUCAUCAAGAUGGACGGCGGUCAGAAACGCGCUGGUACAUCUCCAAAGCCAGAAUCAUUCAAGCCAUUCAUGAAAACUGUGUUCGCAUCGGCCGCCAUAUCUGUCUUUGGUUUCUACAGCCAUGCAGGAGAUUCCUAUGGGUCGACAUCUCGAGAACAGGCCGUUUCUUACUUGACGGGCGAAGUACAGCUGGUUAACGAUGCUGCACUGAUGGCUCAAGAGGUCCUGGCAGAAUACCAAAACAAGAGCAUUCGCUCCCAACCUUUUGUGCUGUCUGUGGGAUCUACACCAACUGCCCUUGGCGCAACUGCAAAAGCAAAGAUCAUAUCACAGCUCUGCAACUACCCAAUGCUUGACCUUCAACAACUGCACACGACGCUGAUCGACCGAUCUAGUAUUUCGCAACGUGUACUCGCAACGAUUAUCUCGUAUUAUCCCGGUAGAGGAAGAGAUGGCCUAGAUGAAGCGCUGUGUGAUGCCGGAGCAAUUUCAAUGAGUAAAGACGGCGGACGGAUUCCUGGUUUUGGAGAAGUUGUCGGCAAGUUCUGGAGGCUAGGACGGAUUUCCCGGAACAUGGCCAAAGCUGACCCAGUACUGACGAUUGGGGAAAGGAUUGAAAUUGUUGGACAGCAUGCAUGUCUCAUUGCAGCGGGACAUCCGUGGUAUUAUGUGGUGGACGGAGGAUCAGAGAGAAUGGUUGAUGUUUGGGUGCCAUGGAAGGGUUGGUAAAUAACAAUUACUGCACAGUCACCGUGAGAAUAUGCUGUG